Molecule: messenger RNA, 3391 nt
Organism: Ziziphus jujuba (common jujube)
Lineage: Eukaryota; Viridiplantae; Streptophyta; Magnoliopsida; Rosales; Rhamnaceae
Exons: 15
Coding region: 752-3031 (759 amino acids)
Biological process (GO): regulation of autophagy
Cellular component (GO): lysosomal membrane; late endosome membrane; Mon1-Ccz1 complex
Source: RefSeq, a predicted model, not a curated record
UUCUCUACUCGUAUUUGCUGAAUCUUCCCUGUCUUUCCUGAUUUUGUUGAUCCCGGUGCAUACGAGUAGCAAUACAAGUCAAAAUAUUAUGUUUCUUUUGCACUUUGCAGUGGCUUUUGUAGUGAAAUUUUAAACAUUAGACUAGGCUGUUUGGCAAUUCGGAAAAUUUAUUUGUGAAAGAAGGAAAAUAGAAAAGGAAUAUAUCAUAUCCGCUGGUUUGUAAUUAAUAAGAGUUUGUUUUAUGUUUCUCUUUGAAAGUCUCGACCUCUGCACCUCUUGAAGUUUGCUUCAAAGAGAAAGUUCGGCGUGCUGAAUAUAUGUUGCUUUACUUACGCCAAUUCUGAUCCAACUGUGCCUUAGACGUGUUCUUCAAUCUAGUUCAUAGAUGUAUGGUGGACAUGAAAGAAAGGAAAACCGCUACCACCCUUAACCGCAUUUUGGUUAACUGUGCGGCCCAGGCAAAAGAAUACGGGGGUUGUGUUGCAGCAAAGGUUCCUGAAGUUGAACGUGAUAUGUGUUUGAAAGAAUUUCUUGCACUUAAGAGUUGCAUGCAGAAUGUGUUGCGAGGAAAGGCUUGAGUGCACUAUACUUUCAUCACUGUCGAAGCAUAGACUAGAUAAUGCAAGAGUAAUUUUCAGUACUUCGUGAUAGCAGUUGGAAGCAUUCAAAAAAGUGUUUUUUUUCCAUGUAAAUAAGUAGCGGCUGUUCUAUACUCUGUCAAAACUUCUCAAACGUAUAAGGAGGCUGAAGGAUGUCUGGAAAAGCAUCUAGUUCACAAUCAAGUGUUGGUUUGAAUGGUUCUGGUGCUUUGUCGCAUGUUUAUAUCCCAUAUCCACCCCUAAGAUGCUGUGUUCCUGGGUCAAGGGGUUUAUUCUAUGAUGAUGGAAAUAAGUUACUAAUAUCCCCAAAAUCCGACCAGGUCUUUUCCUGGAAGACUGCACCCUUUGCUCCUAGUGUUACUCCUAAUUGCGAUUCAAUAAGUGAAGGGCCAAUUCUAUCUAUCCGAUAUUCUUUAGAUGGAAAGCUGAUAGCAAUUCAACGAUCUACUACUGAGAUCCAGUUUUGGCAUAGAGAAAGUGGACAACAUUUUAGUGAGAAGUGCAGGCCAGAGGCAGAAAGUAUAUUGGGAUUCUUUUGGACAGAUUGCCCAUUGGGUGAUAUUGUAAUCGUAAAGACCAGUGGGUGGGACUUGCUUGCUUACAAACCCGAAUCAAAAUCGCUUCAGUUGAUGGAGACAAGGAGACUGAAUGUGAGUUGGUAUGUUUAUACACAUGAAAGUCGCUUGCUUCUUCUUGCUUCUGGAAUGCAGUGCAAGACCUUCAAUGGAUUUCAGUUAUGGUCUGACAAAGUUGCCAACUCUUGUGCUCAGCUAUCAUCUGCUGGGAUUAUUCGCUUACCAAAGUUCGAGAUGGCAAUGGCUAAAUCUGAGGCUAACAAUAAACCUGUCCUAGCUGUUGAAGAUAUAUUUAUUGUUACUGUUUAUGGUAGAAUAUACUGCCUUCAGGUUGAUAGGGUUGCAAUGCUCCUACACUUGUAUAGGUUUUACCGUGAUGCUGUUGUACAACAGGGCUCUUUGCCAAUUUAUUCUAGCAAGGUUGCUGUCAGUGUGGUUGAUAAUGUACUGCUUGUUCAUCAAGUUGAUGCAAAAGUUGUCAUACUGUAUGACGUAUUUGCAGAUUCUCGAGCACCCAUAUCUGCCCCACUUCCUUUGUUGUUGAGAAGUUUCCCCAGGUCCAAUUCUUCUGGCUUUCGAGCAUAUAGGGAAGGUAAUGAAAGUUCUGAGUCUCAUGUUGUAAAUGAUCAUGAAGUCUAUGGAGAUAAUUGGACUUUUCUUGUUCCUGAUCUCAUAUGUGAUGUUGCCAAUCAAUUUCUGUGGAAGAUUCAUCUGGACUUGGAGGCAAUUUCUGCCAGCAGCUCAGAUGUGCCAUCAGUACUAGAAUUCUUACAGAGGCGGAAGUUGGAUGCCAGUAAAGCUAAACAAUUGUGCUUGUCAAUAGUAUGCACUGCGAUUCUAGAACACAGACCUGUCACUAUGGUUUCCAGGGCUAUAGAUGUUCUAGUGACCUCCUAUGCCCACUCAAUUAAGACAGGGAACCAUCUUAAGGUGAUAAAAUCCGAGAAGACAUCACCUUCAGGUGUGACACAUGUUGGAGGCCCUAGAUCAAGUGCUGAUGUAUCUGCGAUUAGAGUAGAUGCUCUUGGAAAAUCCAUCAAGCAUGAAUCAUCUGCUGCUGGAGUGGAUGGUGGAUCACCCAAUAAAUCUUUAACUUUUUCAAAUUCAGACUCUGAUGACAGUGCAAGUUCUGGAGACAGAGGAAAGGCAGUUGAUGCUGAACCUUCUGGUGGUGAAAUGCAGCCAUCAUCUUUUCAAUUUCAGCAUCUUGGACUUGGUAACAACCCAUUGAAUGCAAAUGCUUAUGAGCAGCAGGAAUCUCAACUUACUUCUCCAGCAGUUUCGCCUGAUGAGAUUUAUCGUUUUAUUUUUGCUCCUGCUGAAGAAGAGAUGGUUGGAGAUCCUUCUUACUUGGUUUCAAUCAUGGUUGAGUUUCUUCGUAGUGCCAAUUUGGAAAAGGUUAAAGUGCAUCCUAAUCUGUAUGUUUUGACUAUACAACUUCUAGCUCGGGGUGAGCGAUAUGCAGAACUUGGGUUGUUUGUCUUAAACAAGAUUCUUGAACCAUCUAAAGAAGUUGCAAUGCAACUCCUAGAGUCUGGCCGUCAAAAUCCCCAAACAAGGAAGUUGGGUCUAGACAUGCUAAGGCAGCUCGCCUUACAUCAUGACUAUGUAUUAUUACUGGUCCAAGAUGGAUAUUAUCUGGAAGCUUUACGGUAUGCAAGGAAGUACAAGGUCACUACUGUACGUCCUUCGUUGUUUCUUGAGGCGGCGUUUGCCUCGAAUGACUGGCAACAUCUAGCUGCAGUUCUGAGAUUCUUUUCAGAUUUUAUUCCCGGCUUCAGAAACACAUCGGAUCACAGUACCUACUACCGCAUUCUCAAUGAGAUGAACUCAUCCAUUGCUGCCUCAACUUUCUGAUGAAAGAGGGCCUUUAGCCGUGGAAUAGCUGGUCAUGGCCCAUGGGUGUUGAAGCGGCAUUAUGCUGGUAAAAUUUCAAAUUAACUCCCGGGCAAAUUACAGGUUAGAUAUCCAAAAUUUACGACUGCAAGAGGUGAGAAGAGAAUUAUACAUCUAGCUGACAAGGAAAAAAAAAAAAAAAAAAGCUUUUUCUUUCUUUCUUUAUUUAUUCCUACUUUGUUUUGUUUAUUUGCGUUUGUAAUACCUUGUCCUCUGCUAAAUAAAAUAGCAAUUUACAUGUCUACUCUGCUUUGUCUGUCCCCUCUAAUGAAUAUUACGUUAACAAUAUUCCUGGUUAAUUAAUAAUUAUUUUAUUUAUAA